Messenger RNA from Strongylus vulgaris, 774 nucleotides. NCBI's taxonomy places the organism in Eukaryota, Metazoa, Nematoda, Chromadorea, Rhabditida, Strongylidae. The record is from the annotation of a GenBank genome assembly.
AUGUCAUAUAGUCUAGGAGCAAACACACUAAAGGUGUCAGCAAAGCUUUUUGCGGAGAACAGAUCUCGCCUUGUGGCCGCAUUGAAGGAAAAAGUUGUCCCUGGCAGUGUUGUGCUGUUGCAAGGUGGAACUGAGAAGAACCGAUAUAAUACAGAUGCAGAGGACCUGCCCUUUAGACAGGAGUCUUACUUCUUUUGGACUUUCGGUGUGCAUGAGAGUGAUUUCUUUGGUGUGAUCGAUGUUGAUACUGGAAAAUCGUGUUUGUUCCCUCCCACAUUGGAUCCUUCAUAUGCCAUAUGGGAUGGAAAUGUUGUGCUGUUGCAAGGUGGAACUGAGAAGAACCGAUAUAAUACAGAUGCAGAGGACCUGCCUUUCAGACAGGAGUCUUACUUCUUCUGGACUUUCGGUGUGCAUGAGAGUGACUUCUUUGGCGUGAUUGAUGUUGAUUCUGGGAAAUCGUGUUUGUUCCCUCCUACGUUGGACCCUUCAUAUGCGAUAUGGGAUGGAAAGAUAAAUAACGAGGACUAUUUCAAAAGCAGAUAUGAAGUAGACGAAGUCCAUUUCAAUAAAGAAAAGGUGAUAGCGGAUUAUCUCCGUAAGCAUAAUGCGAAGAGUGUUCUGUUACUUAGAGCUGAAAACUCUGAUAGUGGAAAUGUUUUGGAGCCUGCAACAUUUGAAGGAAAGGAAGAGUUCAACAUUGAUACAAAAAUGUUAUACCCUGUUAUGGCUGACCUGCGCGUUUUCAAAACAGAUCGGGAGCUACAAGUUAGAUAA